Messenger RNA from Cuscuta europaea, 2632 nucleotides. The record is from the annotation of a GenBank genome assembly. Lineage: Eukaryota; Viridiplantae; Streptophyta; Magnoliopsida; Solanales; Convolvulaceae.
UACGGCCUUCCUUAUACGGCUCAAAUUAUCUCAUCUUCUGAAACCCAAAUAUUCUAAAAAACCCAAAUUAACUCAAUUGGAUCAAAGAACGGGGAGAAAAAUAAUGCUCCUCUCGUACGAGGAAGGCCCUUUUUUUCACACCCAGAAGGCCUAAAAAUGCGGUAAGCUCUUCAUGCCCCUGCAAUUCUUACAAUCAUGGCAAGCACCGCCGUCGACUGCCGGAGAGCCGCUCCGUUCGUCCAGAAUCCACGACCGCGGUAGUUCAAGGUAUCAUGUUAACAUUGUGGUCUUAGCUGUUGUGGACUAAAAGAAAACUCAAGUGUUUUUGCUGUCCGUUAAGUGCUAUGCUAUCCUACAGCAUGAAAUAAACAUAGUCAUGGACCAUUUGCGGAAGCAGAUACUUUCAUCUAUCUUCAAAUGUGCUUCUGUAAGCCAUUGUGAUAACUGCUUUAGAUCAUCAAGAGCCAAGUUUCGAACUAAUGGUUCAAUCCACACCUAUCAGAAGUAUAGGUUUUAUCGCACGAAAAGGAAAUCUAGGGAAAUAUGGGAGAAAAUAUUCCAAUUUCCCGAGACUGUGAAGAGAGAAGCACAGUCUUCUCUAUUAGACUACCUGCAUUCCACCAGAGGAUUGCAAUAUCCGGAUGCCCAACACAUAAGUGGAAACUCCCCUUAUUUUCUUAAUAACUUGGUGAAAAUGGUGAAUAAUGAUAGUCAUAGUGCAGGGUCUAUAUCCAGGUAUUUGAGGUACCAUCCCAUUAAUGAGUUCGAGCCCUUCUUUGAGAGUAUGGGGAUGAACCCUUCUGAGUACUCUAUGUUUCUCCCAUCAAAGUUGAUAUUCUUGAGUGAUGAUCAAGUUUUGAUUCACAACUAUCGUGUGCUCUGCAGUUGCGGUUUUGCACGGAGUAAGAUCGGAGAAAUUUACAAAGAAGUCCCCAAUAUCUUCAGGUACUGUCAAGGAGUAUUGGAAUCAAAGCUCAAGGCGUUUGGCAAGGUUGGGUUUGACCAACUCAGUCUAGUUAAGCUAAUUCGUUCUAAUCCACGCCUUUUGGAGGGGAAUGUAGAUAGGGAGUUCUUUAUAUUUUUGGAGAAGUUGAAGUGUUUGGGAAUUAAUCAAGACUGGAUUUUUCAGCAAUUAUUGAAAGAAAACUCUUAUGAGUGGGGCUAUUUAUCUGAAGCCUUACUCUUGUUCAGGAAGUUGGGUUUCAAUGAGGAGAAACUGGGUAAAGUCAUAAGUAAUAAUCCUGAUAUUUUAUUUGGGGGCUCAGGAUGUAAUGUAUUUUCAAUUAUGGGGUUCUUGUGGAAAUUUGGAUGCACUCAGAAUAAGAUAUACUGUAUUUUUUCCCAUUUCCCACAAAUUCAAACUGGAAUGUUUCUUAAGAACUUAAGGAAUUGUUACCAGAUUCUUAUUGAUAUUGAAAUGCCUUCACAUCAGAUUGAGAAUGUUUUUAGUUCAUACCCUUUGCUUCUGGGUUCAUGUUCUUUAAAGAAAGUAGAUAGCUUGCUUCGUACUUUAAAUACUGGGAAGAGGAGGCUCCGUAAAACGAUCUUGGAGGACCCACAUAUUUUGAAGAAAUGGGUUUUAGGAAAAAGAGUCGUGCCGUUCCCAUCAACAGGAGAGAGAAAAAAAUCGAAAGACAUGAAAAAUAAAUUUGUUUUGAGUUUGGGCUUUCUUGAAAACAAAGGUGAAAUGGAAGAAGCUCUUAAAUCUCUUCGAGGCAAAGGAUUGGAGCUUCAAGAGAGGUUUGACUGUUUGGUCAAUGCCGGUUUGGAUCCAAAGGAUGUGUCCACAAUGAUCAAAGGUUAUCCCAAUAUUCUAAACCAAACAAAAGAGGUGAUUGAAGAAAAGAUUGAUUUUCUUGUGAACAUCUUGGGAUAUCCGCUAUCUAGUUUAGUUUCGUUUCCAUCAUACAUCGCGUUCAACACUCAGAGAACCAAACUCAGGGUGUUUAUGUAUAAUUGGCUGAAAGAUCAGGGGAGAGUGGAUCCAAACUUGGCCUUGAAAACUAUUGUUGCUUCUUCUGAGAAAACAUUCGUGAGUAGGUACGUAAAUCAGCAUCCUGGAGGACAUGACGUUUGGGAAGAUUUGAAGAAAGGCAUUCAACUGCAGUAAUUUUGAGAAUCAUUUGAAGGGACGUGAGAUGCACCGUUUACAGGGAAGUUCUCAUUUGCUGAGAUAUGAGGGUUUCAAUUGCAUAUUUCUCACAGCUUGAAUCGUGCAGUUGGCAUAAGCCCAAAAUCUGACAAGCCUAGAAGGAGAUGCUGCGACAAUGUGAUCAGUACAGCAUGUAAACAUUUGCUUUAGAAGAAGCCAGCAAGAACAACAAGAAGGGCGAUCGGAAUACAUUAUUCAACUGUGGAAGGUUGUGUUGAGGUUCUUUACAUGCCAUUUAAUUUUGGUCAGUACUGUUCCUGUGUGAUCGGAAUACAUUAUUCAACUGUGAUUAUAUUUCAAAUAUUGGGUCAACCAUUAUUAUGACUUCAGGUUAUGAUCAAAACCAUAUCAUAACAAGUCAACCAUAUAAUAUACGUAGUCUUAGUUUGUAUAUUUAUAUUUGGUGUUGUGGAAUGGAAUAACUUGACAUGAUGUUGGAGUGGAUCAAUUUUGAAAUUCUUAAGCCUUUUUGUUACAAAA